AUGUCCGAGGACACAGUGCCCGCCCGCCGAGCCAGCGUGUCAACCAUGCGCCACGACGACUCGGAACUGGCGCACAAGUUCGGGUACAACCCGGUGUUCAAGCGCGAGUUUGGCUUCCUGGCGACCUUUUCGUUUGCCGUCAGUAUCAGCGGCCUCUUCUCCACCGUCAUGACCACCCUGUCGUACCCGCUCAUGGCGGGGGGGGCGUCUGCCGUGGUCUGGUGUUGGCUCAUCUCGGGGCUGGGGUGCAUGUGCAUUGCCUGCUCCGUUGCUGAACUGGUGUCUGCGUAUCCCACCUCUGGCGGUCUCUACUUUACCAUUUCGCGUCUGGCGCCGCCUCGCUGGGUUCCGUCCAUCAGCUGGAUCACCGGCUGGUUGAACCUGCUCGGCCAGGUGGCAGGCAUCGCCUCGUCGGAAUACGGCGCCGCGGCGAUGCUGCUGGCGGCGGUGUCGAUGAGCCGCGACUUUGACUACGAGAUCACGACGGACCGCACGAUCUGGGUGAUGGCGCUGCUGACGGUGUCGACGGGGGUGGUGAACUCGCUGUCGACGUACUGGAUGGAGAAGAUGACCAAGACGUACGUGAUCUUCCAUGUGUGCGUGCUGGUGUCGUGCUGCAUCGCCCUGCUGGCCCUCACCAAGGACAAACACUCGGCCAGCUACGUGUUUGGCCACACGGAGAGCGUCAGCGGCUGGCAGCCCAUCGGCUUCUCCUGGCUGUUUGGCUUCCUGUCCGUCAGCUGGACCAUGACCGACUACGACGCCACGGCGCACAUCACCGAGGAGAUCAGCGAGCCCGAGCGCAAGGCCCCCUGGGCCAUCUCGACCGCCAUGCUGUUCACCUACCUGGCCGGCUUUCUGUAUAACAUCGUCCUGGUCUUCUGCAUGGGCGACCCGGCCGCCAUCCUGGCCUCGCCCAUCGAACAGCCCGUCGCGCAGAUCUUCUACAACAACCUCGGCAAGGGCGGCGGCAUCUUCUUCACCGUCGCCGGCCUCAUCAUCAUCAAGUUCGUCACCUUCACCGCCAUGCAGGCCCUGGGCAGGACCGUCUUUGCCUUUUCGCGCGACCGCAUGCUGCCCUUCCCCAAGCUGUGGACCAAGAUCGACUCCCGCACCGGCACCCCCCUGUACGCCGUCUGGAUCUCCGUCUUCUUCUGCAUCGCCAUCAACCUGAUCGGACUGGGCUCCUACGCCGCCAUCUCGGGCGUCUUCAACGUCUGCGCCAUCGCCCUCGACUGGAGCUACUGCAUCCCCAUCCUCUGCAAGCUGCUCUUCGGCCGCUUCGAGCCCGGGCCCUGGCAUAUGGGCGUCUUCAGUUCCUUUGUCAACACCUGGGCCUGUCUCUGGACCCUGUUCGUCAGCAUCAUCUUCAUCCUCCCGACUGAGAUGCCAGUCACCGCCAGCAGCAUGAACUAUGCCUGUGUCUUCCUGGUGGCGGUGUUUGUCUUUGCCGCCAUCUACUGGUACAUCCAUGGCCGCCACUCGUACUCGGGGCCCGUCACUGAAGCCAUUUCCGAUACAACAUCCGAUUCGGGCGUCAUCCCAGAAAAGGACGGCAAAGAGGAUAGCCUGGCUUAG
Molecule: messenger RNA, 1578 nt
Organism: Penicilliopsis zonata CBS 506.65
Lineage: Eukaryota; Fungi; Ascomycota; Eurotiomycetes; Eurotiales; Aspergillaceae
Exons: 4
Coding region: 1-1578 (525 amino acids)
Biological process (GO): transmembrane transport; amino acid transport
Cellular component (GO): membrane
Molecular function (GO): transmembrane transporter activity
Source: RefSeq, a predicted model, not a curated record